AUUGAUAUUGAUUAUCCUUAUAAACUUCCAUGCGAUCCGUUCGGACUUGAUGAUUAUUUUCCAAGUUUCCUAAAUGCCAUAUCAGCACAAUUAGGUAAUAAGGAUUUAACAAUUACGGCUGGCCAAUAUCCUAUAAAGGGCAUCAACCCGACUAUCAUUAGUCGUAUAAAUAUUCAGGCAUUUCAUCUUAAUAUAAAUCAAAC
Molecule: messenger RNA, 203 nt
Organism: Racocetra persica
Lineage: Eukaryota; Fungi; Glomeromycota; Glomeromycetes; Diversisporales; Gigasporaceae
Source: the annotation of a GenBank genome assembly